This is a messenger RNA of Cornus florida, 2367 nucleotides long. Its product is annotated as zinc finger protein CONSTANS-LIKE 9-like. Gene Ontology annotation, molecular function: zinc ion binding; protein binding. NCBI's taxonomy places the organism in Eukaryota, Viridiplantae, Streptophyta, Magnoliopsida, Cornales, Cornaceae. The transcript is spliced from 5 exons. Bases 437 to 1681 code for a protein of 414 amino acids. The record is from RefSeq and is a predicted model, not a curated record.
GGGAAAGGGAAAGGACAAACUCUCUGGUUCCAAUGGGAGCAGUGGGGCCCACUCUUGCUUUGCGAUUUAUCCCAAAAUUCUAGCUCCUCCACUUCCACUCCCACUCCCACCUCCAACUCCACCUCGUCCGCAUGUUGAUUAGGGUUCUUUCAUCCUUAUGUAAUAACCAUUACAUACAUCUGUAUAUAUAAUUAUAUAUACACAUAUAUAUCUACUCGCAGAGAAUUGCUCUCCACCUCUCUCUGUCUCCGCUCUCCUCCCGCCAAUUUCGCAUCCCGGUUCUGUAAUCAUCCAGUGGGAUAGUGGUGUAUUUAAGAUAUUGAGUUUAAAGACUAAGAGAUUUGUUGUUGCUAGGAGAUAAAAAGUCGAACAGAUCGUAUAGGUUUGUCCUCUAUUUGUGUCUUGGACGCAGUCUAGCUCCAGUGCCUGCUGAAACAUGGGUCACUCGUGCGAUUUUUGUGGGGAGGAAAGAUCCAUGGUGUAUUGCCGAUCUGAUGCUGCUUGCUUAUGUUUGUCCUGCGACCGGAAUGUUCAUUCUGCAAAUGCCCUUUCCAGGCGCCACUCAAGGACCCUUGUGUGUGAAAAAUGCAAGUCCCAACCCGCAAUAGUCAGGUGUGUUGAAGAGAAUAUCUCACUUUGUCAAAAUUGUGAUUGGAUUGGGCAUGCCGGAUCUAAUUCAGGUUCAGAACACAAGAGGCAGACUAUUAAUUGUUACUCUGGUUGCCCUUCAGCAGCAGAACUUUCAAGGAUCUGGUCGUUUGUUUCAGAAUUUCCUUCUGUUGAUGAUUCUAAUUGUGAGCAGGGAUUUGGUUUAAUGAGCUUGACUGAUAAGAGUGGUAGUAACUGCUUGCAGCCACUGGCAAAUAACAACACAACAGGUGAAGCUGUGGCUGGUGGAAUGUAUGAUAUGGGAAAUAAAGAUAAUAGUAGUUUUUGGAUAGAAUCAUCUUCAGUGAAUGCUAAAAAUCACAUCCCAUCUGUUGUUAACCGGCCCACUGGAUCCUUAAAAUCAGCAAUUGCCAAGCCAUGCUGCUCUGAAAUAAAAGAUUUUGAGCUUUGUGAUGAUGAUGAUUUCUACAAAGACUUCAAUAUGGCUGAUAUUGACUUGAGUUUGGAGAACUAUGAAGAACUUUUUGGCGUAUCUCAAAAUGAAUCCCAACAGCUCUUGGAGAAUGGUGGAAUUGAUAGCUUAUUUGGAAUUGAGGAUAUGAUGGGUGCUGAUACCAAUACACAAUCUUUUUAUGCUGCUGAGGGCUCCUCUGCUGUACAAAUUAAAUCACAGCCGGCAUGCAGCAAUCCAGCAUCUGCUGAUUCAAUGAUUAGUUGUAAAACUGAUCCAAAUCUUUGUUUCCCAAGGCAAGCAUAUUCUAACCUCUCAGUCUCAUUCUCCGCCCUCACUGGCGAGAGUACUUCUGGAGAUUAUCAAGAUUGUGGGGUGUCUUCAAUGCUUCUAAUGGGGGAACCUCCAUGGCAUAACCCUGAAAAUCCAUCUCCAUCAGCUGACAGGGAUAGUGCUGUCUUACGCUACAAGGAGAAGAAGAAGACACGCAAGUUUGAUAAAAAAGUAAGGUAUGCUUCCCGCAAGGCAAGGGCUGAUGUGAGGAAGCGGGUCAAGGGACGUUUUGUGAAGGCUGGUGAUGCAUAUGAUUAUGAUCCCUUAUGCGAUACAAGAACCUACUGAGUGUACAGUUAAUGUCUAUUUGGAAGGGAAAGAAGCAUAAAGUUAUUACGGAGUGUUGAUUAUAUAUCAAUCUCUUUUUGAUGAAAGAUUGGAUGGAGGCGGCUGAAGCAAUCUGUUCAAAAUUUGAUUUGAAGGAGUUGGUUGAAAGUGCUCAAAAAUGAAAAAUUUGAAGGCUUGGAAAUUAUGGGGUGAUGAGAGGUGAAACUGGCUGUGCCCCCUCUUAGCUUCUUUUUCAAGUGGUAUUUCUGAUUUAUCGGGGUUGUGGAGUCACAUGAGCAAAAUCCAUUUUCUCGCUUUAUGAUUUAUUUCGUAUGUUUCUGUGUCUCUGUCUCUGUCUGUCUGUCUCUCUCUCCCCAUCAUCAGGACUGGAAGUUGCUUACCAGGUUAUAACGAGUGCUGGUGUACAAAGAUGAAGUCCGAAGAUAAUAUUUGGUCAAAACAUGUUUGUAAAAAUAUUCCCUUUUGUUAUUUGGGACAUGUAGCAAAAGGUUGUAAUGUAACUCGAGAGGAACAUGAUUGAUAUGUAUAUGGCUGAGAGGAACUUAGUCUUUAGUAAUUCAAUUUAACAGAACGAUUUGUUUUUGUGAGGAAAAUAAAAUAAAAAAAAAUGUAUGUAAAAAAAAAACAUAAUUGUAAUUCCAUAAAUGUCUUAUAUGCUAUAAUAUAUGUUAAUGUGAUUGUAAAUA